Messenger RNA from Girardinichthys multiradiatus, 2366 nucleotides. RefSeq lists its product as uncharacterized. NCBI's taxonomy places the organism in Eukaryota, Metazoa, Chordata, Actinopteri, Cyprinodontiformes, Goodeidae. Bases 23 to 1198 code for a protein of 391 amino acids. The transcript has 4 exons. The record is from RefSeq and is a predicted model, not a curated record.
CCAGCCUUCGUGCACCGGGUCCAUGACCAAGGCUGGGCUGUACAGGACCAUCCGGAGGGUCCUGUACAUCGACGGCUGGUACCUCAUGGCCACGGAGUACCUAGAAUGCCGUCGGUGCAAGAAGAAGGUCGGAGGGUGGUCACAGGGCAUCGUCGGGCAGCUGCCCCUCACCUAUAGCUGCCUGUUUCCUGCUGUACUCACGUACAAGCCUUCCUGUGACCAGAAAGUGGUUGCACAGCUGAGGUCACGCACUCUGGGCAACAGUGCGACCCGGCUGUACAACACACUGCGGGAGCACCACACGGAGUCCUGGAUGAGGAGAUCCAUCCACUACCUCGGCGUAUGCGAGCAGUUCCUGUCCUCGUGCUCUGUCUCCAAGCAGUCUGCACCACCUCCGCCCAUGCCACCUGUACCGUCACCAGUAUGGCUGCUGACGGUGUACGGCUACGACGUGGUGACGCGGCUGGAGGAGUACAAGGCCAGGAUCACGUCCACCUUCGGAUCCAUUUUGAAGAUGGAUUCCACCAAGAAGGUGACGAAGAAGCUCGCCGGUGCUGCCUCUGACACGGCCGCCUGGGUUACCAACGUGGGUAACGAGCACGGCCAGGUCCUCAUGAGCGUCCUCACCUGCUCGGAGGGCUCCGAGGGCCUGGACGCCAUGGCUGCUGGAUUGAUGGGGCGGUAUCGAGUCGCCGAGGUUCCUCCCCCGGUCCUCGUGUAUGUGGACAGCGACUGCUGCAGCCGAGACGGCGUGUCGAAGACAGCUGCCCUGUUUCAUGAGUGGGGGAACCUCGUGGUUCGUCUUGACAUUUGGCACCUGAUGCGACGUUUCGCUUGCGGUGUCACAAGCGAAAGCCACGAGCUCUACCCCACUUUCAUGAAGCAGCUGUCUCGCUGCAUCUUUGAAGUGGACUCCGGAGAUGCCCGCCGUCUCACCGAGGCCAAGCGGUCCGAUCUGGGGAGGAAGCACGGAAUGGUCGACCUGAGCGACGCUGAGGUGGUCCGGAGGAUCUCCAAGGAGGAGUGGAGGCUCCACUGUCGGCGCAGGACACGUGGGGAUCUCCUCCUGAAAACAAAUGGAGAGAACAAAGGCCGCUCAAAACAAGUUUACAGAAUGUUUGCUUUUAAAACACUGAAAUGCUUUGAAAGAUGUGUAAAAUGUUACAGUGAGGUGUGUAGUGUUCACCUCAGAGUCUGAGGAGUUCUGAAGAGGAGGAGCCUGUCUUCCAGAGAGGAGAGGGAGAGGGGGUGACUCAGACCUGGGUGCACCUGACUGGGAUGCUGCCAUAGGGGAGGAGGAGGAGGAGGAAUCUGGUGGGGUCCUCCUCAUCAGAUUGUAUCCCCUCAUCCUCAAGGGUGGAAACGGCAGCACCCUCAUCCGGAGCGUCAGGAUCCGAGUUGAUCUCCUCAAACACGCUGCCCGUCUGCCGGAACAGGUACUCGAGCCCGAUGAGCUCACUUGUGAUGAAGCACAGAGGAACUGUUAAAAGCCUUUUCUCCAAUGUGUGAUGAUGAAAAAUAGAUCAAUGUUUUCCACAUCGGUUACCUGUGUAUGCAGUGGGCUUGGUGAAAUCCUCAACCAUCUGAUGUCCAAGCACCCUUUGGCUCUUCUGGUUGAGGGCGUGUUUGAGGUGGCCACUGUAGGAAUGCAGAGACGUCCUUGUUUCAGCUGCUUCCGCUGGCGCCGCUGCCGCUGCACGAUCCUCGUUCCACCUCACCACUCCGUCCACAAGGAACGCCUGAAAGUACCUGGCACUAGCAGAUGUCCCUGAGGAAACACAUUUAUCAAUGAAAUAUUGGAUUUAGCUUCAUAUGAUGAAAACACAGACAAACACACUUUUUACGUUGUUUUUCGGUUAGUUUUUUUACAUCUUUCACCUUUAUGAAUGACAAACUUUGGCACUCAAUAAUAAUGCUUUUCCUUUUCUCUGCUGUAGCGAUUGGAGUAGCCGUAAACGGCACAAAACAUGGGCAUGUUUACAGAUGGCAAAUCCUCGGCUACAUCACUUCCUGCCCUCCAUCUGCAUUUCGCGCUCUCGUGGUAUAGCUAUGUGACGUCACGUGAAAGCUAGCUAAUAUCCAACAAGAGAACGGGGAGGGCGGGGCCGUGACGGUCCACGGAUGACCACAGGAAAACACGAAACAGUGCCUCCGCCUGGCCGCUAGGGUGCCCCAGGAAGAUCCGCUCCCCGAAUCUUCUCUCUCUCUCACCUCGUCUCACUUAGUCUCACCUAACUUCUGUUCACCAAGUGAAUCAGUUCAAGAGCACAAACCAACAAUAGGGCCUCCUUUUGCAGCCAAUACAGCAUCAAUUUGUCUUGGGAAUGACAUAUACAAGUCCUGCACAGUGGUCAGAGGGAUUUUAA